CUUUCCCCACACCUCCACCCCCGCUUCUGCCACGCAACCUGGCCGUGACACCCAGGGGCGCUGCCCACCCUCUGCGCCUCGACGGGGUGGGGCGACGGCCGGGGUCCCCACUGCCCCGCGGUCUCUGUUGUGGGUGUGGACAGAAGCCUGUUAGAGCGCUCUGUGUGGGACCUUAGCCUCGGCCCUCCUAACCUCUUUCCUUUCUCUCUCUCUUCCCCCUCUCUCCCUCCUCUCCCCCUUGCCUCCGCCCUUCAGGUCCGAUCCGUACUGGGUGCAAUGAAAGCUCCACGCAGGCCUUACCAUGGAAGGCUGUGACUCGCCUGUCGUCUCGGGGAAGGACAAUGGGUGCAGUAUCCCUCAGCACCAGCAAUGGACUGAACUCAACAGCACCCACCUCCCCGACAAACCCAGUAGCAUGGAGCAGUCCACAAGCGAGAACCACGGGCCCCUGGACGGCCUGAGGGCCCCCUUCAAUGAGCGCCUCGCGGAGAGCACCGCCCCGGCCGGGCCCGCUGCCGAGCCCGCCGGCAAGGAGGUCAGCUGCAACGAGUGCCUGGCCUCCUUCGCCAGCCUCCAGACCUACAUGGAGCAUCACUGCCCCGGCGCGCGCCCCCCGCCGCCCCUGAGGGAGGAGAGCGGGAGCGACAGCAGUGAGGAGGGGGACGAGGAGAGUGACGUGGAGAACCUGGCCGGGGAGAUCGUGUACCAGCCGGACGGCUCGGCGUACAUCGUCGAGAGCCUGAGCCAGCUGACCCCGGGCGGGGGCGUGGGUGCGGGUGGCAGUGGGCCCCUCCCGUCGCUCUUCCUGAACUCUCUCCCCGCCUCGGUGGGCAAGCCGGGGGACCCUUCCUGCGCUGCGCCCGUCUACCCACAGAUCAUCAACACUUUCCACAUAGCCUCAUCCUUCGGGAAAUGGUUUGAGGGCCCAGACCAGGCUUUCCCGAAUACCUCAGCCCUGACGGGGCUCAGCCCCGUCCUGCACAGUUUCCGCGUGUUUGACGUGCGACACAAAAGCAACAAGGAUUAUCUGAACAGUGACGGCUCUGCCAAGAGCUCCUGCGUAUCCAAAGAUGUUCCCAACAAUGUGGACCUGUCCAGAUUCGAUGGCUUCGUGCUCUAUGGCAAGAGGAAGCCCAUCCUGAUGUGUUUCUUGUGCAAACUCUCCUUCGGGUACGUCCGUUCGUUUGUGACCCAUGCGGUGCACGACCAUCGAAUGACCCUGAGUGAAGAUGAGCGGAAACUUCUUAGCAACAAGAACAUCUCCGCUAUCAUCCAAGGGAUCGGCAAAGACAAGGAACCCCUUGUAAGUUUUCUGGAACCAAAAAACAAAAACUUUCAACUCCCUUUAGUUUCCACCGCUAACCUCAUAGGCCCCGGACACAGUUUUUAUGGUAAAUUUAGUGGCAUUCGAAUGGAAGGGGAGGAGGCUCUCCCAGCCGGCCCUGCCACCGGCCCCGAGCAGCCCCAGGCUGGUAUCUUGACCCCCGGCGCCCUCUUGAACCUUGGCGGGCUCACCAGCUCGGUCCUGAAGACCCCCAUUACCUCAGUCCCCCUGGGGCCUCUGGCCUCCAGUCCUACCAAAUCCUCAGAGGGCAAGGACUCUGGGGCAGCAGAAGGAGAGAAGCAAGAAGUGGGCGAUCCGGAUUGCUUCUCCGAGAAGGCGGAGCCGGCCGAGGAGGAGGCCGAAGAGGAGGAGGACGAGGACGAGGAGGAGGUGGAGGACGAGGACGAGGACGAGGACGAGGAGGACGAGGAGGACGAGGGCUGCAAAGGGCUCUUUCCAAGCGAGUUGGACGAGGAGCUGGAGGACAGGCCCCCCGGGGAGUCUGGGGCCGCAGCAGGUAGUGGCAGCAAAAAGGACCUUGCUCUCUCAAACCAAAGCAUUUCUAACUCCCCCUUAAUGCCUACUGUGCUCCAGACCCUGUCGAGGGGCGCAGCUUCUACUAGUUCUAAUUCCGCUUCUUCCUUUGUUGUCUUUGAUGGUGCGAACAGGAGGAAUCGUUUAAGCUUUAACGGUGAGGGCGUCAGGGCCAACGUGGCAGAGGGCGGCAGGAGGCUGGACUUUGCUGAUGAAAGUGCCAAUAAAGACAAUGCCACAGCACCAGAACCAAAUGAAAGCACAGAGGGGGACGAUGGGGGCUUCGUCCCCCAUCACCAGCAUGCUGGCUCCCUCUGCGAGCUUGGGGUGGGGGAGUGCCCCUCGGGGAGUGGCGUGGAGUGCCCCAAAUGCGAUACGGUCCUGGGUUCCUCCCGCUCGCUGGGCGGCCACAUGACUAUGAUGCAUUCUCGCAACUCGUGCAAGACACUCAAGUGCCCCAAGUGCAACUGGCACUACAAGUACCAGCAGACGCUGGAGGCGCACAUGAAGGAGAAGCACCCGGAGCCGGGGGGCUCCUGCGUCUACUGCAAGAGCGGGCAGCCCCACCCUCGGCUGGCCCGAGGCGAGAGCUACACGUGUGGUUACAAGCCUUUCCGCUGUGAGGUGUGUAACUACUCCACAACUACCAAAGGCAACCUCAGCAUUCACAUGCAGUCCGACAAGCAUCUCAACAACAUGCAGAACCUGCAGAACGGAGGGGGCGAGCAGGUCUUCAGCCACACGGCUGGGGCGGCGGCGGCGGCUGCCGCGGCGGCGGCCGCCGCGGCCAGCAUCGGCAGCUCCUGUGGGGCCCCCUCGCCCACCAAACCAAAAACCAAACCCACCUGGCGGUGCGAGGUGUGCGACUACGAGACCAACGUGGCCAGGAACCUCCGCAUCCACAUGACGAGCGAGAAGCACAUGCACAACAUGAUGCUGCUGCAGCAGAACAUGACCCAGAUCCAGCACAGCCGCCACCUGGGCCUCGGCAGCCUGCCCUCGCCCGCCGAGGCCGAGCUCUACCAGUACUACCUGGCCCAGAACAUGAGCCUGCCCAACCUGAAGGUGGACAGCGCCGCCCCCGACGCCCAGUUCGUGAUGGGCGGAUUCCAGCUGGACCCCGCCGGGCCCAUGACCGCCGUGACGCCCGCUCUAGUGGGCGGUGAGAUCCCCCUAGACAUGCGGCUCGGGGGCGGGCAGCUGGUGUCAGAGGAGCUGAUGAACUUGGGCGAGAGCUUCAUCCAGACCAACGACCCGUCGCUGAAGCUCUUCCAGUGUGCCGUCUGCAACAAGUUCACCACGGACACCCUGGACCUGCUGGGGCUGCACAUGAACGUGGAGCGCAGCCUCCCUGAGGACGAGUGGAAGGCCGUGAUGGGGGACUCGUACCAGUGCAAGCUCUGCCGCUACAACACCCAGCUCAAGGCCAACUUCCAGCUGCACUGCAAGACAGACAAGCACGUGCAGAAGUACCAGCUGGUGGCCCACAUCAAGGAGGGCGGCAAAGCCAACGAGUGGCGGCUCAAGUGCGUGGCCAUCGGCAACCCUGUCCACCUCAAGUGCAACGCCUGCGACUAUUACACCAAUAGCUUGGAGAAGCUGCGGCUGCACACGGUCAACUCCAGGCACGAGGCCAGCCUGAAGCUGUACAAGCACCUGCAGCAGCACGAGAGCGGCGUGGAGGGCGAGAGCUGCUACUACCACUGCGUCCUGUGCAACUACUCUACCAAGGCCAAGCUCAACCUCAUCCAGCACGUGCGCUCCAUGAAGCAUCAGCGCAGCGAGAGCCUGCGCAAGCUGCAGCGGCUGCAGAAGGGCCUUCCGGAGGAGGAUGAAGACCUGGGGCAGAUCUUCACCAUCCGUAGGUGCCCCUCCACCGACCCCGAAGAAGCCAUUGAAGAUGUUGAAGGGCCCGGUGAAGCGGCUGCUGAUCCCGAGGAGCUUGCUAAAGACCAGGAGAGUGGAGGCGAGAAGGACCAGAGCAAGUGGACAGCAUCAUCAAGCCAAGCAGAGAAGGAGCUGACAGAUUCUCCUGCAACCUCCAAACGCAUCUCCUUCCCAGGUAGCUCAGAGUCUCCUCUCUCUUCAAAGCGACCAAAAACAUCAGAGGAGACCAAACCGGAGCAGAUGUACCAGUGUCCCUACUGCAAGUACAGCAACGCCGAUGUCAACCGGCUGCGGGUGCACGCCAUGACGCAGCACUCGGUGCAGCCCAUGCUCCGCUGCCCCCUGUGCCAGGACAUGCUCAACAACAAGAUCCACCUCCAGCUGCACCUCACCCACCUCCACAGCGUGGCGCCCGACUGCGUGGAGAAGCUCAUCAUGACGGUGACUACCCCUGAGAUGGUGAUGCCCAGCAGCCUGUUCCUCCCAGCGGCUGUUCCAGAUCGGGACGGGAACUCCAGUUUGGAGGAGGCAGGAAAGCAGCCUGAAACCUCAGAUGAUCUGGGAAAGAACAUCUUGCCCUCUGCCAGCACAGAACACAGUGGAGAUGUGAAACCCUCUCCCGCUGACCCAGGCUCUGUGAGAGAAGAUUCAGGCUUCCUGUGCUGGAAGAAGGGGUGCAACCAGGUUUUCAAAACUUCCGCCACUCUCCAGACGCACUUCAACGAGGUUCACGCCAAGAGGCCUCAGCUGCCCGUGUCGGAUCGCCACGUGUACAAGUACCGCUGCAACCAGUGCAGCCUAGCUUUCAAGACCGUGGAAAAGCUGCAGCUCCACUCUCAGUACCACGUGAUCAGAGCUGCCACCAUGUGCUGUCUCUGUCAGCGCAGUUUCCGAACUUUCCAGGCUCUGAAAAAACACCUCGAGACGAGCCACCUGGAGUUGAGUGAGGCCGACAUCCAACAGCUUUAUGGUGGCCUUCUGGCCAAUGGAGACCUCCUGGCAAUGGGAGACCCCACCCUGGCCGAGGACCAUACCAUAAUCGUUGAGGAAGACAAGGAAGAAGAGAGUGACUUGGAGGAUAAACAGAGCCCGACGGGCAGUGACUCUGGGUCGGUACAAGAAGACUCGGGCUCAGAGCCAAAGAGAGCUCUCCCUUUCAGAAAAGGCCCCAACUUCACCAUGGAAAAAUUUCUAGACCCUUCUCGCCCUUACAAGUGUACCGUCUGCAAGGAAUCUUUCACUCAGAAGAACAUCCUGCUAGUGCACUACAAUUCUGUCUCCCACCUGCAUAAGUUGAAGAGAGCCCUUCAAGAAUCGGCAGCUGGUCAGCCAGAACCCACCAGCAGCCCUGACAACAAACCUUUCAAGUGUAACACUUGUAACGUGGCCUAUAGCCAGAGUUCCACGCUGGAGAUCCAUAUGAGGUCUGUGUUGCAUCAAACCAAGGCCCGGGCAGCCAAGCUGGAGGCUGCAAGUGGCAGCAGCAAUGGCACCGGGAACAGCAGCAGUGUCUCCCUGAGCUCCUCCACCCCAAGUCCUGUGAGCACCAGUGGCAGUAACAGCUUUACCACCACCAAUCCGAGCAGUGCUGGCACUGCUCCAAGCUCCAGCUUACUGAGCCAAGUGUCCGCUGAAAGUGCAGGCAUGCCACCCCUGGGGAACCCCAGCGGUGCCAACACUGCUUCCCCUUCAGAGCCCAAGGAAGCCAAUCGGAAGAAGCUGGCAGAUAUGAUCACAUCCAGGCAGCAGCAGCAGCAAGCACAGACCCUGGCCCAGGCCCAGGCCCAAGUUCAAGCUCACCUGCAGCAGGAGCUGCAGCAGCAGGCGGCCCUGAUCCAGUCCCAGCUGUUUAGCCCCACCCUCCUUCCGCACUUCCCCAUGGCCACGGAGACCCUGCUGCAGCUGCAGCAGCAGCAGCAUCUCCUCUUCCCCUUCUACAUCCCCAGCGCCGAGUUCCAGCUCAGCCCCGAGGUGAGCCUGCCAGUGACGAGCGGGGCGCUGACGCUGACGGGGGCGGGCCCAGGCUUGCUGGAAGAGCUGAAGGCUCAGGUUCAGGUCCCGCAGCAGGGCCAUCAGCAGGUCCUGCAGCAGCAGAGCCAGCUCUCUCUGCCCCAGAGUCACUCUGCACUCCUACAGCCCAGCCAGCACAUCGAGAAGAAAAACAAAUUGGUCAUCAAAGAAAAGGAAAAAGAAAGCCAGAGAGAGAGGGACGGUGCCGAGGGGGGAGAGGGCAACUCGGGACCAAAGGAAUCACUUCCCGAUGCCUUGAAGGCCAAAGAGAAGAAAGAAUUGGCCCCAGGGGGUAGUUGUGAGCCUUCCAUGCUCCCUCCACGCAUCGCCUCGGACGCCAGAGGGAACGCCACCAAGGCCUUGCUGGAGAACUUCGGCUUUGAGCUGGUCAUUCAGUACAACGAGAACAAGCAGAAGGUACAGAAGAAGAACGGGAAGACCGAGCAGGGGGAGAAUCCGGAAAAGCUCGAGUGCGACUCCUGUGGCAAGUUGUUCUCGAACAUCUUGAUUUUAAAGAGUCAUCAAGAGCAUGUUCACCAGAAUUACUUUCCCUUUAAACAGCUGGAGAGAUUUGCCAAACAGUACCGAGAGCACUACGACAAGCUGUACCCCUUGAGGCCUCAGACCCCCGAGCCGCCGCCUCCGCCCCCACCCCCGCCGCCGCCCCCGCUUCCGGCAGCGCCGCCCCCGCCGGCCUCCACCCCAGCCAUCCCCGUGUCAGCGCCACCCAUCACCUCGCCCACGAUUGCACCGGCCCAGCCAUCCGUGCCGCUGACCCAGCUCUCCAUGCCCAUGGAGCUGCCCAUCUUCUCACCACUGAUGAUGCAGACGAUGCCGCUGCAGACCCUGCCGGCCCAGCUGCCCCCUCAGCUUGGACCUGUGGAGCCUCUGCCUGCGGACCUGGCCCAGCUCUACCAGCAUCAGCUCAAUCCAAGUCUCCUCCAGCAACAGAACAAGAGGCCUCGCACUAGGAUCACCGAUGACCAGCUCCGAGUCCUGCGGCAGUAUUUUGACAUUAACAACUCCCCCAGUGAAGAGCAGAUCAAAGAGAUGGCAGACAAGUCUGGGCUGCCCCAGAAAGUGAUCAAGCACUGGUUCAGAAACACUCUCUUCAAAGAGCGGCAGCGUAACAAGGACUCCCCUUACAACUUCAGCAAUCCUCCUAUCACCAGCCUGGAGGAGCUCAAGAUCGACUCUCGGCCCCCUUCACCAGAACCUCAGAAGCAGGAGUACUGGGGGAGCAAGAGGUCUUCAAGAACAAGAUUUACUGACUACCAGCUGAGGGUCCUGCAGGACUUCUUUGAUGCCAACGCUUACCCCAAGGACGAUGAAUUUGAGCAACUCUCUAAUUUACUGAACCUUCCAACCCGAGUCAUAGUGGUCUGGUUUCAAAACGCCCGACAGAAGGCCAGGAAAAAUUACGAGAAUCAGGGAGAGGGCAAAGAUGGAGAGCGGCGGGAACUUACAAAUGAUAGGUAUAUUCGAACGAGCAACUUGAACUACCAGUGCAAAAAAUGCAGCCUGGUGUUUCAGCGCAUCUUUGAUCUCAUCAAGCACCAGAAGAAGCUGUGUUACAAGGAUGAGGACGAGGAGGGGCAGGAUGACAGCCAAAACGAGGAUUCCAUGGACGCCAUGGAAAUCCUGACACCCACCAGCUCCUCGUGCAGCACCCCGAUGCCCUCCCAGGCUUACAGCACCCCGGCACCAACGGCCAGUACAGCUUCCGCUGCUUUCUUGCAGCUUACAUCAGAGGCUGACGAACUGGCCACCUUCAGUUCAAAACCAGAGGCGAGUGAUGAGAAACCAAAGCAGGCUGAACCUCCCAGUGCACAGCCAAACCAGACCCAAGAAAAGCAAGGACAACCAAAGGCAGAGCUGCAGCAGCAAGACCAGCCCGAGCAGAAGACAAAUGCAGCCCAGCAAAAGCUCCCGCAGCUGACGUCCCCCGCUUCGUUGCCCCAGCCUCCUCCACAAGUGCCCCCCCCUCAGUGCCCCUUGGCCCAGUCGAGCCCCAGUCCCUCCCAGCUCUCCCACCUGCCCCUUAAGCCCCUCCACACGUCAACUCCUCAGCAGCUGGCCAACCUACCUCCGCAGCUAAUCCCCUACCAGUGUGAGCAGUGCAAGCUGGCGUUCCCGUCGUUUGAGCACUGGCAGGAGCACCAGCAGCUUCACUUUCUGAGCGCACAGAACCAGUUCAUCCACCCCCAGUUUUUGGACAGGUCACUGGAUAUGCCUUUCAUGCUGUUUGACCCGAGUAACCCACUGCUGGCAAGCCAGCUGCUCUCUGGGGCCAUACCUCAGAUUCCGGCAAGCUCGGCCACUUCCCCUUCAACUCCCACCUCCACGAUGAACACUCUCAAGAGGAAGCUGGAGGAAAAGGCCAGUGCCAGCCCUGGAGAAAACGACAGUGGGACGGGAGGAGAAGAACCUCAGAGAGACAAGCGUUUGAGGACAACUAUUACACCAGAACAGCUAGAAAUUCUCUACCAAAAGUAUCUCUUGGACUCCAAUCCAACUCGAAAGAUGUUGGAUCACAUUGCGCAUGAGGUGGGUCUGAAGAAACGUGUGGUACAAGUCUGGUUUCAGAACACCCGAGCCCGGGAAAGGAAAGGACAGUUCAGGGCUGUGGGCCCAGCGCAGGCCCACAGGAGAUGCCCUUUUUGCAGAGCGCUCUUCAAAGCCAAGACUGCCCUGGAGGCUCAUAUCCGGUCCCGUCAUUGGCAUGAAGCCAAGAGAGCUGGCUACAACCUAACUCUGUCUGCAAUGCUCUUAGACUGCGAUGGGGGACUCCAGAUGAAAGGAGAUAUUUUUGAUGGAACUAGCUUUUCCCACCUACCCCCAAGCAGUAGUGAUGGCCAAGGUGUUCCCCUCUCACCUGUGAGCAAAACCAUGGAGUUGUCUCCUAGAACUCUUCUUAGCCCUUCUUCCAUCAAGGUGGAAGGGAUUGAAGACUUUGAAAGCCCUUCCAUGUCUUCAGUUAAUCUAAACUUUGACCAAACUAAGCUGGACAACGACGACUGUUCCUCAGUCAACACAGCGAUCACAGAUACCACUACUGGAGACGAGGGCAAUGCGGAUAACGACAGUGCGACGGGAAUAGCAACUGAAACCAAAUCCUCUUCCGCGCCCAGUGAAGGGUUGACCAAAGCGGCCAUGAUGGCAAUGUCCGAGUAUGAAGAUCGGUUGUCAUCCGGUCUGGUCAGCCCAGCCCCGAGCUUUUACAGCAAGGAAUAUGACAAUGAAGGUACAGUGGACUACAGUGAAACCUCGAGCCUUGCAGACCCCUGCUCCCCAAGCCCUGGUGCAAGUGGGUCAGCAGGCAAAUCUGGAGACAGUGGGGAUAGGCCCGGGCAGAAACGUUUUCGCACUCAGAUGACCAAUCUGCAGCUGAAGGUCCUCAAGUCAUGCUUUAAUGACUACAGGACACCCACCAUGCUAGAGUGUGAAGUCCUGGGCAAUGACAUUGGACUGCCAAAGAGAGUGGUUCAGGUCUGGUUCCAGAAUGCCCGGGCAAAAGAAAAGAAGUCCAAGUUAAGCAUGGCCAAGCAUUUUGGUAUAAACCAAACAAGUUACGAGGGACCCAAAACAGAGUGCACUUUGUGUGGCAUCAAGUACAGCGCUCGGCUGUCUGUACGUGACCAUAUCUUUUCCCAACAGCAUAUCUCCAAAGUUAAAGACACCAUUGGAAGCCAGCUGGACAAGGAGAAAGAAUACUUUGACCCAGCCACUGUACGUCAGUUGAUGGCUCAACAAGAGUUGGACCGGAUUAAAAAGGCCAAUGAGGUCCUCGGACUGGCAGCUCAGCAGCAAGGGAUGUUUGACAACGCCCCUCUUCAGGCUCUCAACCUUCCUACGGCAUAUCCGGCAAUCCAGGGCAUUCCUCCCGUGUUGCUCCCCGGCCUCAACAGCCCCUCCUUGCCAGGCUUUACUCCAUCCAACACAGCUUUAACAUCUCCUAAACCGAACUUGAUGGGUCUGCCCAGCACAACAGUUCCUUCCCCCGGCCUCCCCACGUCUGGAUUACCAAAUAAACCACCCUCAGCGUCGCUGAGCUCCCCCACGCCAGCACAGGCCCCCGCGGCGACGGCCCCUCUGCCAAGUCCCCAACCGCAGCCGCCGCCGCCGCCGCCAGCAGCCCAGCCGCCACCCGCGCCGCAGCUCCCGCCGCAGCAGCAGCAACAGCAACGCCAGGACAGAGAUGGUGAGAAGGGAAAGGAGAAGGAAAAGGCACACAAAGGGAAAGGGGAACCCCUGCCCGUCCCCAAGAAGGAGAAAGGAGAGGCCCCCACGGCAGCCGCAGCCACGAUCUCAGCACCGCUGCCCGCCAUGGAGUAUGCAGUGGACCCUGCGCAGCUGCAGGCCCUGCAGGCAGCCUUGACUUCGGACCCCACAGCGUUGCUCACGAGCCAGUUCCUCCCUUACUUUGUACCAGGCUUCUCUCCUUAUUACGCCCCCCAGAUCCCCGGCGCCCUGCAGAGCGGGUACCUGCAGCCUAUGUACGGCAUGGAAGGCCUGUUCCCCUACAGCCCUGCGCUGUCGCAGGCCCUGAUGGGGCUGUCCCCGGGCUCCCUGCUGCAGCAGUACCAGCAAUACCAGCAGAGUCUGCAGGAGGCCAUCCAGCAGCAGCGGCAGCUGCAGCAGCAGCAGCAAAAAGUGCAGCAGCCCAAAGCAAGCCAAACCCCAGUCCCCCAGGGGGCUGCUUCCCCAGACAAAGACCCUGCCAAAGAAUCCCCCAGACCAGAAGAGCAGAAAAACGCACCCCGUGAGGUGUCCCCCCUCCUGCCGAAACCCCCCGAAGAGCCAGAAGCAGAAAGCAAAAGUGCGGACUCCCUCUACGACCCCUUCAUUGUUCCAAAGGUGCAGUACAAGUUGGUCUGCCGCAAGUGCCAGGCGGGCUUCAGUGACGAGGAGGCGGCGAGGAGCCACCUGAAGUCCCUCUGCUUCUUCGGCCAGUCUGUGGUGAACCUGCAAGAGAUGGUGCUUCACGUCCCCACGGGCGGCGGCGGCGGCGGUGGCGGUGGCGGCAGCGGCUCGUACCACUGCCUGGCGUGCGAGAGCGCGCUCUGUGGGGAGGAAGCUCUGAGUCAACAUCUCGAGUCGGCCUUGCACAAACACAGAACAAUCACGAGAGCAGCAAGAAACGCCAAAGAGCACCCUAGUUUAUUACCUCACUCUGCCUGCUUCCCCGAUCCUAGCACCGCAUCUACCUCGCAGUCUGCCGCUCACUCAAACGACAGCCCCCCUCCCCUGUCGGCCGCCGCCCCCUCCUCGUCCUCCGCUUCCCCCCACGCCUCCAGGAAGUCUUGGCCGCAAGUGGUCUCCCGGGCUUCGGCCGCGAAGCCCCCUUCUUUUCCUCCUCUCUCCUCAUCUUCAACGGUUACCUCAAGUUCAUGCAGCACCUCAGGGGUUCAGCCCUCGAUGCCAACAGACGACUAUUCGGAGGAGUCUGACACGGAUCUCAGCCAAAAGUCCGACGGACCGGCGAGCCCGGUGGAGGGUCCCAAAGACCCCAGCUGCCCCAAGGACAGUGGUCUGACCAGUGUAGGAACGGACACCUUCAGAUUGUAAGCUUUGAAGAUGAACAAUACAAACAAAUGAAUUUAAAUAAAAAAAUUAAUAACAAACCAAUUUCAAAAAUAGACUAACUGCAAUUCCAAAGCUUCUAACCAAAAAAAAAAAAAAAAAAAAAAAAGGAAAAAAAAAAGGAAGAAAAAGCGUGGGUUGUUUUCCCAUAUACCUAUCUAUGCCGGUGAUUUUACAUUCUUGUCUUUUCUUUUCUAAUAUUAAAAAGAAAAAAGAAAAAACUUAACCUUGUUACAUUGUGUCCUUUUGAAGGUACUAUCGGUCUGGGAAACAAGUCCACAGGGCCUCCCUAUGUCUUUGGAGCUUAAACCCCUUGUAUAUUUGCCCCUUUUCAAUAAAUGCCCCACGUUGAUGAUAGCACAGAGGAGCCCGGCAUGCACUGUAUGGGAAAGCAGUCCACCUUGUUACAGUUUUAAAUUUCUUGCUAUCUUAGCAUUCAGAUACCAAUGGCUUGCUAAAAGAAAAAAAGAAAUGUAAUGUCUUUUUAUUCUCAGGUCAAUGGCUCACACUUUUUUCUGUUUUCAGAAUCAUUGUUUUAUAUAUAUUAUUUUGGGGGGGGGGGGUUUUUUUUUUUGGUUUUUGUUUUCGUUCCAGAAAAGAUUUUUUGUUUUGUUAAUUUAAAAACGGGCAGAAAGUAUUUGAGAAAAACAAUGUGAACUGCUUUAGCUUUCUGGGGAUUUUAAGAAUAGCUUUUCUGCUGAAGCCAAUUUCAAGGGGAAAAGUUAAGCACUCCCACUUUCAGAAAAAAAAAAAAAAACAAACCCACACACAGAGUGUUGAGGACUUGUAGCUUAAAAAAAUAAGUUUUAAAAACUGACUUUCUGUAUUUAUGAUAGAUAUGACCAUUUUUGGUGUUGAGUAGAUUGUUGCAUUGGAAAUGAACUGAAGCAGUAUGGUAGAUUUAAAAGGAAAAAAAAAAACCCUUUUGUGUACAUUUAGCUUUUUGUAUGGUCCAGCUGACAGCUCCUCACUUGAUGUUGUCUUGUUCAUUCCUAGCAGAUAGAUUGCAAUCCGUUGAUUCACCUAAGCUUUUCUCCCCUUUGUCCCUUAAUUCCACUUUCUCUUUCCUCCUCCCACCCUAUAAUCUCCCACUUAAGGUAGCUGCCUUCGUUUCUUAGAGGGUAGCUGCAGAAUUAUUUUAUAAAACUAAAGAAUGAAUUUCAAAGGGUUCUAGGGGUCAUUAGGAUCCUCACAGAUUAUUUUUGGUUGGGGAGUUGAAUCUUUUUAAAGGCAUAUAAUUCUAGUUACCUAUGUCUGUUAGCCUUGUACAUUUAUUUUUUAUUUAUCCUUCCUUUGGUUUUUCUUUUCACCCUUUUUUUCCCCUCCUUGUUUGGUAGAUGCUUCAAAUAUUCUUUUCCUAAACUAAAGCAUUUGUUUCGGUUUGUGUAAUUGGGCUGUGUGCUUUUCUUUUCUAAAAAAGUUUUUGGUUAGGGGUUUGGUUUCUGUGUUUUUGUUUUGUUUUCUUUCCUCUCUCAGAAAAAGAAAUUUCAUGCUUUAAAUAAAAUCCAAAGACACACCCUUUCACUGCUGAGGCAGAAAAAAGGGAAAGGGUUCUUGUUACUUGAGAAUUUGUUUCUGAUUUAAAUAAACAAGACUUAGUUUAAUAAAAGAAAGAGUAAAACAGAAGAUUCCCAGGUUGUUAUGUGCUUCUUCUGCAAGCAGAGAGGCAGCUGUUAAAGACAAUUCCAUAUACCAAAAGACACACUUUUUACUUCAAAGUUUUGUCCUUGUGUUAGGCAGUCUGAGCAGCGAGUGAUCCAGAGCGCAGCCAACAAAGAAGCAGAUAGCAAUGUACGUACAGAGAGCAAAAAAGGAACUGUGUGUGAGGCACUUGUGUUUAUGUUAAUAUCCGUAUUCCUGUAACACACAACACAACGCAACAUACACCCUUUCUCAUCUUAAAAAAGCGGUCUGAACUUUGAAAGGAAACCUUUGUGCUGCUAUAAUGUAGAUUUUGGAGACAAAUAGAUGCUUUGCUGUUUCACCUUCAUAGCCAAACAUCAACAGAAAAAAAUCUCCCCUUACCCCGAAAGUGUGAAAUCCUUCUCCCCUUCAUUCUCUUCCUUAUGUUUCAAAAGGGAACUUUGAAGACUGUGAAUGCAGGUUCCAUCUGGUCACCUUUCGGGCUUCUUCCCCAGGGCUGAAGCCACUCAUCGACUUUGCAAAAAGACUGGAGCAUUCCAAGAUCUGAAAAUGAAUUUCUUUUUAUUCUCUUUUUCUUUUUUAGCCGGGACUAUUUUAUUUUUAUGAAUUUGUUUUUAGUUUAAUGAAAGAGUAGAUCCUGAACUGUUGUAUAUAUUUCUAACUAGGCUGACUGAUGCACAGUGCAAAUUCCUUUUUUAAUUUUUUUUUUUUAAGUAGAAGUACUAAAGAAUACCAUCUAACUAUUCAUACCAGUAUCCAGUCAUAGCAUAAGGUGUCAAAAACAAGUACGCAAAACAUUUGCUGUUUUAACAAGCUAUUUCUUUUAACAAGAAUUCUUGUAUUUCUCCCUGUGUUUGAGAUGAACAUUUUUAAAUUUUGAAGUUGUACAGUUUUUUGUUUUCCAUUAUUUUAUCUUGUUUGUAACUCUAUGAAAUAUAUAUAUAUAUAUUUUUUGCCAUUUAACUGUUGUAUGUUACUCUGUGUCUGUAUCAUAUAGAAAAAAAUUGUUUUUGGUUCUCUAUGUGAUACCAAUUAACAAUUUAACACUAGUUUUAUCUGUCAAAUUCUGCUAGGUCUUUUCUGAAAACUUUGUUUUUAAAAAUGGUAACUGGUAAUAGUGCAAUUUCUAUCCCUUUCCCUCCCCCCCUCAACUUUAAGUUCAUUUCCUUGUAAUUUUGCCACCCCUCCCCAAAGUGUUUUCUUUUUCCUUUCUUUUCUUUUCUUUUUUUUUUGAGCUACCAUGCCAUCCUCCCUCUGUGAGGCAGAGUGACUGUCAGUGUUUUUGUUAUGCCAUGCCUCGACCUGUGGGUGUGUUCGGCAAUAGCAAGGUGGUUGGGUAGACUGACCCACCAGUGUUCCAUUUAAUCAUCCACCCACCAGUGUUCCUCAGUGGGGUUAUGUGAGUGUUUCAACCUGGAGUGGGUUGCACGCUUAAUGCUUUCCUCUACAAGUAUACCGCCCACAUAUACGUUCAUUCAAAAAAAAAAUUCUUCUCAGCGUUAACCUAGAAGUAGCAAAGCAGUUGGUGAUGGUGAAGCUUAGAGGUCAAACAUGAGCUAGUUAGAUGUCUGUGGGCUGGCAUCCACCAUGGCUGUGACCAGUAUCAUUUACAAAGCAUGAAUUCACGACAACGCUCAACUGUUUAGAUCGGUCCCACUCGGAGAAUUUACUCCUGUCUGCUGCAUAGUCCGUAGCUGAAUAGGCUAUCUCAAAUUACUUUCUGAAUUAGUUCUUCACCUCCAUUGAUACUUCUUGUUUUUGGUUGGUUGUUUUUUUUCUGAAUCUCCACAGUGUGGGUUGGUGCCAGACACCAAUCAGUCAUAGCACCAAAUGGGCCCACAGAAUGGGAGUUAUUUCCUCCAUCCUCCAAAAAGAAACUUAAGAAGGAAACACAUACACACACCUACACAUGCGUGCACGUGCGCGCGCACACACACACACACACACGGAAAAGUUUAGGAAGUUCUAUUUUUAAUUAAAAGCUAUUUAAAGAGAUGAAUGUGGCCAAAGUUUUACACAAUUGAAAAUAAGGUAACACAGACAGCACGUGUUUAAACCUGAGUUUAUCAGGCAUGGCAGGAAGUUGCAGGAGAGAGAGGCAGAGACCCAAGCCAGUGCACUUGAUGUUCAUGGACAUAUAUUUUUUUUUAAAUAAAUUAAAUUAAAACAUUUUAAAUAGAAGCAUAAAUUGAGUUGGUUGUUUGUUGGCGCUGAGAUACUGCCCACUGUGAAACAAAGCUUUGACUAGUUUUUUUGUUUGUUUGUUUACUUUCUUCGGAGGGGAGGGGGGCAAGUUUGGGUAGGAAAGAAAGCAUACAUGAACGUGACCCUGAGGUGAAGAGGUAUAUGAACAGCCUUUGCAGUGUACAAAAAAACAAAAAAAAAAACAAAAAAAAAAAAACAAAAAAAAAAAUAGAGCAAGUGAAACCAAAAAUGAUGUUCUUGGUGUUUUUCUAUAAUGUAGUCUUGUUAGCUUUUUUGUUACUGUAACAAUGCUGAUCUCGAACUGUACCAAAAUACAUGGAGACUAACAGAACCACAUGGAACUUUCAAACUGAAAAAAUUUGUCACAAAAACUUUGUUGUCAUAGUUAAGUUGAUUGUAGAUGGUAAUUGAAUAUACUCCUUUGAAAA
Messenger RNA from Lagenorhynchus albirostris (white-beaked dolphin), 15615 nucleotides. It is a transcript of the gene ZFHX3, whose product is annotated as zinc finger homeobox 3. The record is from RefSeq and is a predicted model, not a curated record. The coding region runs from base 302 to 11323 and encodes 3673 amino acids. The transcript has 9 exons. Gene Ontology annotation, cellular component: nucleus. Gene Ontology annotation, molecular function: RNA polymerase II cis-regulatory region sequence-specific DNA binding; zinc ion binding; DNA-binding transcription factor activity, RNA polymerase II-specific. NCBI's taxonomy places the organism in Eukaryota, Metazoa, Chordata, Mammalia, Artiodactyla, Delphinidae. Gene Ontology annotation, biological process: regulation of neuron differentiation; regulation of transcription by RNA polymerase II; brain development.